AUGUCGUCGAAGAUAGGCAGCGUCGUGUCCGGCCUCGUCAGCCGGCGGAGCUACAGCGGCGUCUACGCGAGGGCGGUGACUGUUCAACAAGCCUCUGCUGCUGCGGCAGUGGCGACGGCGAAAACGGACGUCGCGGUAGCGGAUGCGUCGAGGGCAACGAAGAAGCAGGACAAGUUCUGGAUGAGAGACCCCAAGACGGGCUGCUGGGUCCCGGAGAACCGGUUCGAAGAGGUCGACGUCGUCGAGCUCCGCAACCGGAUGAUCCACCGCAAGUGA
Miscanthus lutarioriparius is the source of this 276-nucleotide messenger RNA. The record is from the annotation of a GenBank genome assembly. Lineage: Eukaryota; Viridiplantae; Streptophyta; Magnoliopsida; Poales; Poaceae.